AAUGCUGUAGGAUGCGAUCAGAAUCCAAUCAAACUGCUACCAUUUUCAGCCACAUGCUAUUUAUCCUGUACCUCACUCCACCAUAAACCACAGGAACAACAUAAUCUGGGGGCUCUCUCUGAUUGCGGUACGGGGUUUGAGAGAGAGAGAGAGAGCUUUUUCAUUUCAUUUCAGCGGCCAGUUUUCAUCGAUAGAUCAAAGCGCCAUCAGAGUCUCUGAGAGAGAGAAAGCUUCGUUAGACAAAGAGAAGAAAAACAGAGAGAAAGAGAGAUGGGUUCUGAAGGGAACAAGAUGAGCGACAGCACGAGCUUCCAACCAUCGGAGCCAAAGCUCUGCGCCAACGGGUGUGGCUUCUUCGGCACAGCGGCGACGAUGAACUUGUGCUCCAAGUGCUACAGAGACUUCCGAAUCACAGAAGAGCAUGCCGCCUCGGCCAAAGCCGCCAUGGACAAGCUGGUUGAUGGGUUUCGUGUGGAGAUCCGUGCUGGGUCGUCGUCUUCGGCGGUUGAAACCGCCGUCGAAUCGUCCGCGGCGGUUGUACGGGCGGCCGGAGUGGAAUCGGUGAAUCAGGCGGAGACGAAGGCGGUGAACAGGUGCUUUUCGUGCAAGAAGAAAGUGGGAGUGUUGGGGUUCAAGUGCAAGUGCGGAGACACGUUCUGUGGGACGCACAGGUACCCGGAGAAGCACGAAUGUUCGGUGGACUUCAAGGCGUUGGGUAGAGAUGCCAUUGUCAAGUCUAAUCCGGUGGUUAAGGCUGAUAAGGUCAAUAGGUUUUGAACUGAACCGAAUCGAACCGGGUUUAGAUUUUGAUUAUGAGUUGGUGGGUUUUUUUUUGGUGGUUGUUUGGGGAAGUAUUAUUAGUUUGGUUAGAUGGGUAGUGGGAAAAGCAGUUUGAUUUUUUUGAUGAUGUUUUUAUUUUAUUUUCUGGGGGGAGACUGUUGGUGUGAAGACAGGCUGGAUGAGGUUGAUGGCUCUACUGGGAGUUGGGGGUUGGUGGUGUAUCAAGAAAAAGUGGUGGCGGAUUCCAUAAUAAAAGUGGAACAUUCAAUUAUUUAGCUGCA
Molecule: messenger RNA, 1061 nt
Organism: Camellia sinensis
Lineage: Eukaryota; Viridiplantae; Streptophyta; Magnoliopsida; Ericales; Theaceae
Product: zinc finger A20 and AN1 domain-containing stress-associated protein 1
Biological process (GO): proteasome-mediated ubiquitin-dependent protein catabolic process
Molecular function (GO): DNA binding; zinc ion binding
Source: RefSeq, a predicted model, not a curated record